This is a messenger RNA of Drosophila ficusphila, 300 nucleotides long. Its product is annotated as mushroom body large-type Kenyon cell-specific protein 1-like. Lineage: Eukaryota; Metazoa; Arthropoda; Insecta; Diptera; Drosophilidae. The record is from RefSeq and is a predicted model, not a curated record. The transcript has a single exon. The coding region runs from base 1 to 300 and encodes 99 amino acids.
AUGCGUCCCGUCCUUCUGCUAUCUUUCGUCGUCCUGACCGCCCUCGUGGCGUUGUCCUUGCAACAAUCUUCCUCGACAACCACCACCACCACUACGACCACCACGGCAUCCAGCACCUCCACCAGCACCACUGAGACAUCGACGAAGAGGUGCCACAGGCACCGCCACCACCACCACAGGAGCUACGGCUUCCGCAGUGGAGGACGCCGCAGUGGCCGCCAAAGUGAAGGACGUCGUCUGGGGAGGCGUCUUGUAGUGCGUGAGCGCCGAGGUGGUCGCCGUUUUAGCCGCCGCUUCUAG